Molecule: messenger RNA, 1311 nt
Organism: Arabidopsis lyrata subsp. lyrata
Lineage: Eukaryota; Viridiplantae; Streptophyta; Magnoliopsida; Brassicales; Brassicaceae
Product: UPF0496 protein At3g57100
Exons: 1
Coding region: 214-1287 (357 amino acids)
Source: RefSeq, a predicted model, not a curated record
AAUAAAGAAAUAUUUCUACGCAGAAAAGGAAAUUGUUUACAAGUUUAUUAAUAUAUAAUACACAGGAUUGCUGACUAAUAUUUCUAUAUUCAUUCUUAUUCAUCUGGUCCAAAUUGCGAAAGUUUCUUUACUCUGUUCUCUAAAAAAUCGUAUUAUUUUGAUUACUCUGUUCGCUAAAAACUCGUAUUGAUCUUUCUUUUGCUUUGCAAAAAGAUGAUAAUUUGCAAUCCUUUCUUGAGACUCAUUCUCAAGCGUAAACCGAUCUCCAUGGUUUCUCCAACAAUGUUUCUCCUAUCGCCACCUAGCACUUCGUCGUCCAUCGGCCACACUAAUGGGAUGCUGCGAUCGCGAUCAGAAGAUAAUCUAAAGAAACUUGGCGACUGCAUGGAGAAUAUGGAUGAAGACGUCUCUAAACUCUUCAUCGAAUUCGAGCAAACUGAUCUCCGCGAAGAUCCCGACUUGUUCCGUCUUCUCAACCACUACUUCACCACUAGCAAAGGUGUUUCCCAGCUCUGCGAGUCUCUUAGAACAUGCUUGGAGAGAGCCGAGAACAACGAGUGUCUCUUAAUUGAUGAAGCACUAUCUGAUUUUGAGCAAGAAAAAUUGGGUUAUGGCGGGUUACUUCUCGAACAAGCUAGCUUCAGAAAAACCUUCCGAGAUCUGAGGAACUUCAAUGCCUUUUAUAACAAUGACGACGACGACUUGGAUUAUUGCGAAUUUCUCAGAAAAUUUCAGACCUGUCAUGAAGAGCUGGCGAAGAUGAUCGUUAAACUGGAGAAGACUAUGAAAGAAAUCGACAAAAAGCUGAGACGUGUUCGAGGACGAAGAGCAAUUGUUACCGCAGCUUUACUUGCUCCAGUAAUUGCUGCAAUCUUCCUGAGCAAACUCAUUGCCGGAUUAGUUCCUAUGGAGGGAUUGACUACAUUUGUAGCUUCAAGGUGGAGAAAAUCGACCGAAUCAUUGAAACGGGAGAAGACGGCCAUGAGUUCUAUGGAAAGAGGAACGACGGUUGCUCUCAAACAAGUUGAGAAAAUUAGUAAACUCGUGAGUCGAUUGGAUACUGUGGAGAGGUCGAUUCGUGUGACUGCGGAGUUUGCCGUUAAUAAAAGGUCUCCGUUGACUAUAGCUAUGGGAGAUGUGGAGGAGGAACGAAAGAGGUUGAAGUCAACUCUCGUUGACUUAGACAGAGAGACCGGACUUUGCAAUGGUUUUGCUCAGUUUGGGCGUACGGUGGCUUUGGAGAAGAUUACUGAGUUUCUUUCUCGUGGCAACAAGAGCUCGAAAUAGUUUAUCAGAAUUUUUUUUUUUUUU